This is a messenger RNA of Somion occarium, 1175 nucleotides long. The record is from the annotation of a GenBank genome assembly. NCBI's taxonomy places the organism in Eukaryota, Fungi, Basidiomycota, Agaricomycetes, Polyporales, Cerrenaceae.
GUUGGCAUUGCUUGUCCUACCGCUACAGUGGGACUACAAGACUUACUAUAAACAAAUGAUCGACACCCUCAAUACCUAAACGCCCAGAACACACACUCUUGUUCGGAGAAACUCAUCAUGGCCAAAGGUUCAAAUUCACAUACACCAUCAACCAAAAGACGAGGAGGUCCCUCUAAUAGGCGGGGGAAGUCACGGGGAAGAGGGGGCUCUUCCUCUCACCGCUCAUAUCAAGCCGACUCUCUGGAUAAUGUCAGACCAGAAAGCGCGAUCGACGAAGUCGAUGCAGAUGCAAACGGUUCAGGCGAAGAAGAUGUAGAAGGUGAAGAAAGUCAGAUUGUGAUUGAGGUGCCUGUUGCUAUGUGGGAUUUCGAUCAGUGCGAUCCGAAACGAUGUUCAGGAAAGCGACUUGCUCGACUGGGGCUGAUUCAAGACUUGAAAGUGGGGCAGAAGUUUAGAGGUGUCGUUGUUACGCCGAAGGCUACUCUCCCUGUGAGCCCCGCCGAUCGUGAUCUUAUAGCGAAGAACGGGCUUGCCGUAGUCGAGUGUUCGUGGGCUCGUUUGGAUGAUGUUCCCUUUGGAAAAAUAGCAAGUCCCACAGAGAGACUUCUGCCAUAUCUAGUCGCAACCAAUCCUGUUAAUUAUGGCAAACCAUGGCGGCUCAAUUGUGUCGAAGCUCUAGCAGCUGCGUUUUACAUUACUGGAUUUGAUUCUUAUGCAGAACGAUUGUUGGGUGCAUUUGGAUGGGGAGGUGCGUUUCAUAAAGUCAAUCGUUGUUUUAUUGACGAAUACAAGAAGUGCAAAAGCUCAGAGGAGGUGGUCGCUACACAAGAGCGUAUCCUGAAGGAGUCAGAAGAUGCUUACGAUAAAUCAAGACAAGCUACUGCAGAGCAAGGAGUAGACGGAGAGGAUUUACUCGUGCCGAAUCCCAAUCAUCAGAACUUUCAAGUUGAUGAGGACGAUAGUGACGAGAACGAUGAGAACGGCUCUGGUUCAUGAUCUCUGGUUCACUCGUUUGUAUCCUUGAAUACUUUGUAGCAUUAGAACUCAUGUUUUGUAUAAUUACUAUGGCAAUCAGGAUGUACGGUACUGAAGCUUCACACUGGAGCUGACUGAGAGACGUAGAUAAGAUUAGAUUGGCGCCAACAUCUAUAGCACUGCUAACUUUUAUGUUUUCC